Messenger RNA from Cylindrotheca closterium, 1440 nucleotides. Lineage: Eukaryota; Bacillariophyta; Bacillariophyceae; Bacillariales; Bacillariaceae. The record is from the annotation of a GenBank genome assembly.
AUGGAAGACUAUGAUGAAUGCAAAGAGCGUCGGGAUGCCGAACUAGAGUUUGUAGAAAGUGCGUAUGCACCCGAAGAGGCAUAUUGUGAACGAGCUGAUGAUUCCAAGAAGCCGCCCAUUAUUGUUCGAAAAUUGAAGCUUCUGGACGAAGAGAGCAGUGACCAGCAAGGCUCUGUAAUCAUGCUUUCAAUGAUGUUGACCCUCCCAUUGGAUUACCCAAUUCACUCUCCAUUGGAGGUGGAUGUUUCUCUAGAUCAAGAUGGUUCCAGUGCUGGAGGGAAGAAUGCAACCUUGAUGAAAGCAGCGUUGAACGCCAUCCCACGUCUGAAUGAGAGUUGUCGUUCCAUCGCCAUGGAACAUCAAGAAGAGGAAUCUGUAUUUAUAGUCUUUAGUCAAGCUGAUGAAUGGAUACAAGACGAAUGGCCCAAUUUAUGUAGAGAGUAUCAGCAGGGAGGAGGAUCCAACAAGUCGUCACAGAGGAAUCCACACACCACGACAAAAGACAAACAACAAUCCAAGCAAUUGGUGCUAGGUCGACGACUCAUUUAUUCCCAUCACAUAAUUUCCAAAAUCAAACGUGGGGACAUGAAAUCACUGGCUUCUCAUUACAAACUCACGGGGUAUAUGAAGAUUGGGUGGCCCGGUUUAUUGAUUAUCGAAGGUUUGGAAGAGGACUGCAUUGCUUUUUACGAUGAGAUCCGACCUUGGAAUUGGCAGUAUUUGGUACUUCGGGGAGAGCAACAAGAAGUCGUAUCAAAGGUCAAGAAAAACAAUUGUGAAGGUGAUGAGGAUGAUGUUCUCCAGUCACAUCGAAAGUUUGAACGGUUCUUGGAAGUCGAAGACAUGUCACUGGUAGCCCAGCAUUGUCGAGAAGUUGGAUUGGAGAAUUUGUUUCGUACCAGUAUGAAGGUUUAUGAGAAUGAAGCAGAUGAUGCUACCACCAGCGAAGGAGAAUGGGGAGAACAAUCAAUGUCCUAUGGUGCCUUGGUGCACGUCGACCACAUGAACAAUCAAAAGGGAUAUCGCAAAUGGCUUCGAAAGACGAGUCAAGAAACCAAUUGCAAGGUUCUGAUAAAACAAUCCUAUCCAAACCAUGACUAUAAUGGACGCCCCAAAAUUGUAGUGGGCAUUAUAGGAGACUCACGAGAUCAAGUGGGAGGCUUUUUGAAACGAUGGAGGACCAGCAAGGUCGACUACGAUUCUCGGAAAAUAGCGUGCUACGAACGGCAAAUGACCAUUGUAGUGGAAGGUGAUUUGCCACAUUACUAUUACCAAAUCGAGGACAAUGGGAUUGAUUGGAAUCAAUCCAUGUCCGAAGAGAGUGUCAACCUUCCCGAAGAAAACCUUGCAGAAUAUCUUCAGUCAAUAGGAGGAGAUGAAUGGGAGGAAGCCUGGUGGAAAAUUUUGCGAGGAGGACUGAGCAAGCCUGCUAAUUCUUGA